CAUUCUGCAGAGUUUGAAGUGCCGAAUAAGAUGGUUGUUUGCCGUGGGCUUCGGAGCACACAUGGGCGAGCGUGUGGGACAUUGACGGCACUUGCAUAUGGGCACACCGACAUCACACCCCACGACCGAACCAUUGGUUCUCAUCGUUCGUAUCCCAAUGAUCUUCCGUGCCAUUCCAGAUGGAAAGGGCAAGAUGCCGGCUUGCCAAAGUGUUGACGAUCGUGCCAACCAGCCAAUACGAGUGAUUGUGGCUCUGGAAUGGCUCCCAGAGCCUAAGUCAAGGUUUCAGGCGAGCCCGGUCUUUCCCAUGAUCAAAUUGAAUUAUGACAAUGGUAGGAUAACAGGGGACACCAAGGCAUCAGUGUGGGGUGGCUCCAGGCAGGGUCGAGGCUAUCUUGGGGUCCGGACCGCCUGGUGUAAAAAACUCUUGCGUGUACCGUAAUCAAUCGGGUUUGUGAUUUGGAAUGAACCACCUUUUCCAAUUCGAUGGCGAUUU
Aspergillus vadensis CBS 113365 is the source of this 496-nucleotide messenger RNA. RefSeq lists its product as uncharacterized. NCBI's taxonomy places the organism in Eukaryota, Fungi, Ascomycota, Eurotiomycetes, Eurotiales, Aspergillaceae. The record is from RefSeq and is a predicted model, not a curated record. Bases 98 to 442 code for a protein of 114 amino acids. The transcript has a single exon.